AUGUUGCAAGAGAAGUCGGACCAGAAGCAGUACGCCGAUGCCCAUGGCGCGACGUGGUUUACCAGCCAGUUAUUGGGCCCAUACCCGAUCGUCGGCGACCUCAAGAUGGUCUCUCGGAAAGCUGCAGUUUUGCUCCCGGAGACGGAUGCCCACAGCAAUAUUUUAGACCCUUAUAAAGUUGAUUAUAUCAUGGGCAAGCGUGGCGAAUGCCCCGUCUCUCCAAUACCUCGUCAAGCGGUGCGGUUCCCCAAAAGAUAUCUCCACCUGAGAACCGGCUGCUCAGCGACUGCCUUGCUCUUCUUCUUGCCUGGAGGCGACGUCAAGCACGGGCGGGUCAUCCGGUUUGUCCAGUCCCUCAAGCACAGCCAGCAGGGGCCCCUUUAG
Molecule: messenger RNA, 384 nt
Organism: Eimeria mitis
Lineage: Eukaryota; Apicomplexa; Conoidasida; Eucoccidiorida; Eimeriidae
Exons: 2
Coding region: 1-384 (127 amino acids)
Source: RefSeq, a predicted model, not a curated record